UCGAAGGCACUGACAGCUGUGGUUGGCUGAUGCUGUAGGGUCAACUGAAUCAAGGAUACCUUGUUUUGUUCCGGAAGAAAAUCGGACGGUGUCUUUUCGAAGUCUCACUGAUCCCACUGACAUGAAAACAGUGAGUUCUUGUGUAAAGAGUUCUGUGGAAGACAUCCAUGAACCAAAGAAGAUGUGUAAGGCUUUCCAGGAUAUUUCUACAUACUUUUCUGAGGAGGAGUGGGCAAAACGAACCACAUGGCAGAAAAGUGUCUACGUGUAUAUGAAAAGAAACUACAUCAGGAUGACAGCCCUAGGGGUCACAGUCAACCAACCAGUUUUCAUGCGUUGCAAGCAACAGGCCAAAGAAUUCCUGGUGGAAUGUAUUGAAGUUCAUGGCCAUGAUAGUGAAGACGAACAUUCUGAAGUGACUUUUGGCAUAAAACCGACAAAACGCCUAAAGUUGACACCACUGAAUCUAGAUCCUCAUAAUGAAAAUGGAAGACUUGCCUCUGAAGAUGCUGCUCCUUCCCCUGAUUCCAAUUUGCCAGGAGCUGGCAACAUUCAGGUAAAUGCCUGGAGUCACCGGUUGAGGAAAAGGAAGAAGCAAGUGACCCACAAAGAGAUCAAGGAUCCCAAAAAAGAUGAUGAUGAUGGAAUCUAGUCGAAAUAAUCCCAGGAGGAGAAGCAGAAUGUGGUGGGAAUUCUGGAUCAUUGCCACGACUUUGAAAGACUAAAUAUCAACUAUAUCUUUCUCUAGAUAUAUGCAUAUA
Molecule: messenger RNA, 761 nt
Organism: Myodes glareolus (Bank vole)
Lineage: Eukaryota; Metazoa; Chordata; Mammalia; Rodentia; Cricetidae
Product: protein SSX1-like
Biological process (GO): regulation of DNA-templated transcription
Cellular component (GO): nucleus
Source: RefSeq, a predicted model, not a curated record